Molecule: messenger RNA, 603 nt
Organism: Melampsora larici-populina 98AG31
Lineage: Eukaryota; Fungi; Basidiomycota; Pucciniomycetes; Pucciniales; Melampsoraceae
Exons: 5
Coding region: 1-603 (200 amino acids)
Source: RefSeq, a predicted model, not a curated record
AUGCUCAAUCGUCAGAACGAAAGAUUGACGAACUACGAGAAUCUCGGGUUGUAUGAUCGACCUUCUAGCGCUUAUGGCAUCUCACCCCCAGACUCGAGGUGGAAUCGCGACAAUACCCACAAUUACCGAUCUCGUUCAAAUUCGACCUAUAAUGCAGACCAAUACGAUUCUUCCAACUUGGGACGCCUUGCGUACGCAAAUGAGCGCCUUAGCUCUGCGAGAGUACAGCAAGCCGAACAAGCAUUGCGAAAUUUCCACGCCAAAACUGGGCAACUAUACGGUUCUUCCACGAAUGGCUACAAUAACGGGGGACAUUUACCAUAUCUUCACCAGGAUUUAGAAGCACCUCGGAUGAGGGCUAUCGAUCUGAUGUCCGCUGGUGGCUCCUCUUCCUGGAACACCCCGAGGUCACUCAGUCACGGGGAUUACGAGUAUAUGUUCCCCGCCCGCGCCAAUUAUUUGAGUACUGAGUUUGGAAACUUAGGCUUAUCAAACUAUCAUUCAAGACCUUCUAGCAGAAUGUGGGGAAAUGGUGAUUACAACACGCCUUUGAGGCGCUCUUCUAGUGGUACUGCCUUGGCUGGAUAUGGUUGCGCUUAUUAG